AUGGGGCACGAGUGCGAGAGGGAAUGCCGGCUGGGAGACACCCGGAUCUGCAAGUACGAAUUCCAUCUGGAGCUCUACCACACGCUGAGUCGAGCCUGUCACGGAUGUCCGAACGUGACCGCGGACUGCUACCGUCCCGACUGCAUAUCGGGUGACGGUCGACCUCGGCCCGUCACGGUCGUCAAUCGACGACUCCCUGGACCCGCCAUCCAGGUGUGCGAAGGAGACGAGAUUCAGGUGUUGGUGAAGAACGGGUUGAUAUCGGAGACGACGACGAUCCACUGGCACGGGAUCCACCAGUCCGGACCGGGAGCGGCAUGGAUGGACGGGGUCCCCCACGUCACGCAGUGCCCGAUCCUUCCGGGGACGUCCUUCCUCUAUUCCUUCCGGGCGCAUCCGGCGGGAAGCCACUUCUGGCAUUCGCAUUCGGGCGUCCAGCGGGGAGACGGAGUCUACGGGGCCCUGGCGGUCAGACGGGCGAGGAUCGCGGAUCCCCUCGCUUCCCAUUACGACGAGGACGCGGACUUCCUCGUCCUCGCCGACUGGUUACCCGAGACGUCCGUCGCCAACUUCGCGUCUCACCACCACGCCUCCGGGGACAACAAACCCGACGGGAUCCUCGUGAACGGACGCGGAUGGCCUCCCAGAGCCUUCCCUUACCGUCCUUCCCCUUUCCGUCCCGUCGCUUCUCUUCCGCCUCUCGCGAACGUGACCGUGAAGCCCGGCAAGAGACAUCGGAUACGGGUGAUCGGGAACGGAGUCCUCAACUGUCCCCUGGAGAUGCUGAUCGACGAUCAUCCGCUGACCGUCGUCGCCACCGACGGCUUCCCCGUCCGACCCUUCGUCGUGGAUUCGUUCGUGGUGUACGCGGGGGAGCGGACGGACGUGGUGGUGAAGGCCGAUCGGGAGCCCGGUACGUACUGGAUCCGGAUCCGAGGCCACAUCGACUGCGGAGUGAAUUUCACCCGAGCGUCCCAAGUCGCACUCCUCGUCUACGAAGGAGCGGAGUCCCUCUCCUCUCCCUUUCCGUCCUCGCCGGUCGGCUUCCGAUACUUCCCUCUGCCCAAUCGGACCUACAACGGAGUGAACGAGGGCCCGGGGAAGGUGGAGGAAGGAAGAUGGACGGCGAGCGAAACGACGUGGAUCGGUAACGACGGGGACCUGGAUCCGGCCUGGAGGAAACCGGAUCCCGAUCGCUUCUUCCUCCUCACUUUCGACUUCUACCCCGUCCCCCAUUCCUCCUUCUACCAUCAGGAACACUACCCCGUCGGUUCUCGUUUUCCACCGCCGCGAAGAGAUGGGCACGCGAACGCUCUCGUCGAUCUCCGCCGAAUCCGCGACGGCGGGAGAAACGAACCGGAGACGAUCCGAGAAACGCGCUCGGAACUCGGCGAGCGAGAGGACGAUCGCGGUUCGCAGACGUCCGGAUGUUCUCCGGACGGGCCACUGCGACGGAUGCCAUCGCCCCGGAGCACGUCUCCGCUUCGUCUCGAAGACCGAGUCUUUGACGUCGCUGCGGGCCGGCGAUGCAUCUCUCGCACGCACCCUCCGCGCAUCGUAUCGGUGACGGUAUUCGACGUCGGCAUCGUCGUUCGAGGAGCGCUUCCGCAUCGAAGGGGAAGUUUCCUCGAUACCGUCCCGCAGAUCGGGCGACCGCGAAACGAGAACGACGAAGCCGUUCGACCCGAGGGAAGCGUCGCGUCGGGCCGGAGAUUUUAA
Molecule: messenger RNA, 1719 nt
Organism: Darwinula stevensoni
Lineage: Eukaryota; Metazoa; Arthropoda; Ostracoda; Podocopida; Darwinulidae
Source: the annotation of a GenBank genome assembly